Molecule: messenger RNA, 4001 nt
Organism: Asparagus officinalis (garden asparagus)
Lineage: Eukaryota; Viridiplantae; Streptophyta; Magnoliopsida; Asparagales; Asparagaceae
Exons: 4
Coding region: 191-3544 (1117 amino acids)
Source: RefSeq, a predicted model, not a curated record
ACAAAUGAUCUAAAAAAAUUCCAAUCUCUCUUCUUUCUCCUCUUUAUAACCCAUAAAAAGUCUCAGAUUGAGAUUUCUUCUCCCAUUCACUUUCCCAUUUUUCAAGACUCCAAUUCUAAAGCCUUGAACGUUUGUUUUCAGAUCGGCGGAUCAAAGGAUUGACAAAGAGAGAAGGAAAAAAGAAGAAAAUAUGGCUAUUGAAUUCAAGGAAAUUAUAAUGCAUAUCAGGAAGGGUGUAACAUCUUCCAUUAGAAUUAGCUAUAGAUCUGUUCGUGCUCAUCCUUAUAUAUCAGGCUUGCUGUUUCUCUUGCUCCUACUGUAUAGAGCUUUUCCUGUGGUAUUUGCUUUCCUUAUUUCUUACUCACCCGUGAUUAUUUCAACUGCUAUACUUCUUGGAACUCUUCUAAGUUAUGGCACACCAAAUAUCCCUGAAAUUGAAGAAGAAAUUAAAAAAGCUCAAGAAAUAUCCUCGCUGCAAAUGGGGAGUCCUGUAGAUGAUGUUAUUCUGAAAAAAGAUGAGAAGUUUACAGUAGAAACUCAUUUAGAAAAUGAUUUGGUGGUUAGUGAGAGAGCAACAGAAAAGGCUGUCGGUGAGGCAAGCUAUAGUUCUAAUAAUGAGAUAGAAAAGGAAGAAAAUAGUGAAUCUAUAGACAACAAGGCUGAGCUUGCAGUGGAAUUGGAUUCAAAUAUCCAUAAUGUUCCUAUAAAUGAUCAAAAAGAACUUGAUGGCCUCAGAGUACAAAUUGCCAAGCCUUUAUCCGAUAGCCUUUUCGAUUCAGCUUUAGGUUCACCUUGGCAGACAGUGGAAAAAAAUGAUGCAUCUUCUAAUUCUGAUUCUGAUGGUGAUGAAAGUUCAUCUCCUGAUGCUUCUUUGGCCGAUAUCAUACCAAUGCUCGAUGAGCUUCAUCCAUUAUUGGACUCUGAACUACCACAGCCCACAAUUAGAGCCCAUGAUGACUCAGAUUCUUCUUCUUCUUCUUCUGCUUCAUUUCAAGACCAUGAAUCAGAUGAUGAGGUUAAAAAUGAAGAGGCAAAGGAGAAAGAUGAAAAAAAUGAGGAAGUUCCAUGGACUGAAGAUGAUCAAAAGAAUGUCAUGGACCUUGGCUACUCCGAAGAGGAAAGAAAUCGGAGAUUAGAGAAUUUAAUUGCAAAACGAAGGCUAAGAAAACUUCAGAGUCAGAGGUAUGAAAUUGAGAGAAAUCUAAUAGAUUUUGAUAGCUUCUAUCCUUCACCAAUUCCGCCUAUUUCAGCUCCAAGGAGAAAUCCUUUUGAUAUUCUUUAUACGUCCGAUUCAAAUCUUCCCGGUUCCGCACCUUCAAUCUUGCAACCGAGACAAAAUCCUUUUGACCUCCCUCAUGAUCAAGUGGACGAAAUCACCACUCUAUCAAAGGAUUUUUUGAAUCAUAAUGAUUUUCUCUCUGCUGCACAAAGAGAAAGGCUAUCCAGAUUUCAUGAGCGCUCAAUAGGUGGGCCAUCAUUUUUAGGCGAUUCUAGCGGAGAAAACAAUGGAUCAAAGUUGAAUCCAUUUUUUGUUGCAGAGAGAAGUGAACUAAUUCAUCCAGAAAUACAGCAGGAGAGUCCAACAAUGUCUCCUAUCAGCAUUGAUUUCAAGACAACAGACAUGGAAGAGACUCAUCAGGAUGCUAGCAACUUGACGGAGGAAAUUGGAAAAGGAGAAGAUAAUUUGCCUGCUUGUGAAACUGGAAAGCUUGAAAUGAUUGAAGAAAAGUAUGACGAUUCUGAUUCUUCUUUGUCAGAAGAAAAGGAAAAGAUCUCUGAGGCCCAUAUUCAUGAAACAUCAGCUGAUCUGGAGAAGGAAAACCCUGUUUAUGAUUCUGACCAAUCCAAAAUCGGACAACGCCAAACUGACAUUUUGACCCUUGAUGAAGCACUGCUCCAUGAAGGUGGAGAAAAUACCAUCUUCAAUCCUCUGCCAUCCGAUGAGCAAGAAGAUCUGUUAGAAGUGGCUUCACCUCCAAGGUCAUUACAGGCAAACGAUUUACUAGAAGACCGAGAUCUUUCAGUAGUUAAAACCAGAGAAGAAGAUUCAGUAGAAUCUUCAGGUCUGUCAAUGGUGAAAGAAGAUGAAUCAAAACUAAGAGAGAUCCCUGGAAUCAAGGAACAUGAUGCUAUGCAGGUUGGAAUAUCAGAAAUUAGUGGAAAUGAAGAAGCUGGGAAAAUUAUGCAGUCCUCUAGCUCAUCCUCUGUGGAUACUGAGUCAAGUAAAGAUCAUUUGGUUAAUGUGGAUAGAAGCAUUCAGUCUGAAGGAAAUGAUAUGAUCAAUGGACCAGUAAAAGAAGAGUCAGUGAUUCGUCCAUCUCCUGAAGCUGGUGUUGAAGAAUCUCAGAUGCCUACCGGGAAAAUUGGUGAUGGUGAUGAUGGUGUGAUACACAGUCAUGAACUGACAAAAGCUAUGGAUUUCUCAACUCCCUUCGAAGUGAAAUCUGAGGAUGAAAUUGGUUUGCAAAGUGAUAUAGGUGACCCCCGAAGUCAAAUCACAGGUGAGAUCACAAGCAAGGAGGAGGGAGAAUCUCUGAAAAAAUUAGAUGCAUCAGAUAAGGAGUCCGAUGAUGAGGUUCAUGCAGAUAUUCAUGAAGGUUUGCUGUCAGAAUUGGAUGCUGUUAGUGAUUUCUCAGUAGAAAGGAAAGAUGAAAUAAGCUCCAAUUUUGAACUAGGGCAAUAUGAUAAAGUCAUCGAAGAUUCUCAUACUGAAAUCCGAGAUUCUACAGCCUCAUCUAUUAAAGAUGCUGAUAUUGGUUCUUCAGACCCUGAGAUGACCGUGUAUAAUCCUAAGCUGCAUGUUCUUGAAGCAUGCUCCAUUGAAGAACUUGAUUCAGUCUUUAAGCAACACCAUGAAGAAGCUACUGUACCUCCUUCAGACCUUAUUGCGGAGAAUUCAUUAACCUCGGUGACUGAAGAAGAAUUGAGUGACCAUAAGCCAAUUGGCACUGAUACAGAGCUUCAAGUUCUAGAAGCAAAAUCCAUCGAAGACAUCAAUUCAGCUCUAAAGAGUCUUGGUGAAACAAGCAACCCUCAAUCUGAAACAUCGGAGAUUCGACCAGAAAGAAUUUCUUUAGAGCCUGAAGAGAUUAACUCAGAGUUGCAUGUUAUCGAAGCCAAAUCUGUUGAAGAUAUCAGUUCAACUCUGCAGAAUCUUAGUGAAGGACUCGGUGAAACUAGCAUUUCUCAAUCUGAAACAUCGAAGAUUCAACCGGAGAGAACUAGUUUAGAGUCACCGGAAGAAAUUAACUCAGACUUGCAUGUUCUUGAAGCAAAAUCUGUUGAAGAUAUCACCUCAGCGCUGAAGAAUCUUAGUGAAGAUCUUGGUGAAUCUAGUAUCUCCCAAUCUGAAACAUUUGAGAUUCAACCCGAAAGAACAAAUUUAGAGCCAGAAGUGAUUAACUCAGAAUUGCAUGUUCUUGACGCAAAGUCUCUUGAGGACAUAGAUGUGGCUUUGAAACAAGUCUCAGAAGUCACUCUUGAGGAAAGGCAAGGACACUUAGAGCCUGAACAUAUAGAAGUAAAAUCUGCAGAAGAAAUGUAAUUGGAUUCUAUAGAAGCUGAUCCUAAGAAAACAAAGUUGGUGAUUGAAGCGACAAAUGAAAGUGCAUUAAGAAAGAAGAAGCUGAGGAAGAAGAAAGCCAGCAAGUCUGGUUCAGAUUCAAGCUCAAGCUCGAGUUCAAGUUCAAGUGAUUCUGAAUAAGUAAAAACUAAAAAGUUAAUAAAAAAGAAAAAGAAAAAGGGAAUUGUUUCUCAUCAAAAAAGAAAAAAGGAAUUGUUUCUCAUGUGAGGGUUUCUGGGUCUUGAGUUGUUUUAGAAAUUUCUUUUGGGUGUUUGGUUUUCAUCAGAUAUAAUAGAGUAUUCCCUGUCUAUUCGAAGGUAAUUUGCUUUGGCGGUUCGGAGUCUAUUUACUGUAUUGUGUGUAAAUUACAUUGUAAAGCUUUUUGGUGAGUGAAGAAGAGUAUUGUUUGUAAAAUAUUUAUACCAUGCAUUUUGUGCUA